Molecule: messenger RNA, 199 nt
Organism: Pelobates cultripes (western spadefoot toad)
Lineage: Eukaryota; Metazoa; Chordata; Amphibia; Anura; Pelobatidae
Source: the annotation of a GenBank genome assembly
AUCGGUAUGGUGGAGUUUCCCGCUUGCUCCUACUAUACUCUUGACGUCAUCGCGUGAUCCACACGAUGACAUGUGCGUUCCAGCUCGUUAUUUGCGUUCCAUUACAGAGGGGGAACUAUUAGUCCAAGUCACAUCAAGUUCAUCAAGUUCCAGGCACACAGAAGGAGAAAAAAAUGCUGAUCUACAGCUCCUGAAAACG